AUGGUUAUUGUCGCUGUCGCUGGUGGUACUGGUGGUGUCGGCCGCGCUUUGGUGGAGGCCUUCACCAGCUGGGGCAAGCAUGAAGUUUACAUCCUGGCUCGAAAGGCAAACCCUGACCUACAAAAGGAAAUUGGAGUGCCUAUUAUUCCAGUAGAUUACUCUAAUGUUGAGGAGACCACCAAGGCCCUGGAGGACAACCAUGUUCACACCCUCGUCUCUGCAGUCACCAUGAUAGUUCCCAGCGGAACGCCACCCGAGCUCGAGCUUAUUCGCGCUGCUGAUGCUUCAAAGACGACCAAGAGAAUGAUUUCCAGUGGUUGGGGAGUGCCCUACACCGAAGAGCAAGCGGCACUAAUGCCUGCAUUCGCCCACAAGCUUGUGACUGAGGCUGCAUUGAAGGAGACAAGUCUUGAAUACACAGUCGUGCAGAACGGAUGCUUCCUUGACUACUGGUGCAUGAACACAGUCAAGUCCUACAUGGUGCCGGCAACGACGGUCAUCGAUGCCAGAAACAACGCAGCAUCGAUUCCAGGAUCUGGAAACACGCCCGUGGCAUUCACGCACACGAGUGAUGUGGCUAAAUAUGCUGCCGCUCUUCUGGAUCUGAACAAGUGGGAGCCUGAGUCUAUCGUUGUCGGGGACAAGGUCACACUAAAUGAAUUCCUGCACCUGGCAGAAGCCGCUAAAGGUACAAAGUUCAGCGUUACACACGAUAGCGUCGAGAAACUGAAGGCCGGCCAGGCAACUGAAUUGCCCUGUCAGGUUGCCGAGUAUCAGUUCAUGCCGAAGGAGGUAGUUCAGCAGUGGGCAGCUAUGUUCGGUCUUCUCUUCGAGACUGGUGUCUUUAACAUUCCUCCUCCUGGGACAAAGACGUUGAAUGAGGUCUUCCCUGAGAUUAAGCCGUUGAAGGUGAAAGAUAUCUUGGACGGCGAGUGGAAGAAGGCUUAA
Molecule: messenger RNA, 948 nt
Organism: Penicillium hordei
Lineage: Eukaryota; Fungi; Ascomycota; Eurotiomycetes; Eurotiales; Aspergillaceae
Product: Nmra-like family protein
Exons: 4
Coding region: 1-948 (315 amino acids)
Source: RefSeq, a predicted model, not a curated record